AUGCCAACACCCCGGUAUUUUGCCCAAGCCCCGGCCUUCCCUGCCGAGACUCCCGUCGCGAGGCUGCCGACUAUCUCGCUUCAAGGACUACAGAGUGGGAGCUCCACUGAAGGACACAAGUUGUUCGAAGCUUGCAACCGUCCUCCACGGACUAACGCCGGUCCGAUUGAAUCUAAGCGCACCCAACUCCAAGAGUUUAUUCGACACUGCUCUGCAGCAUUGGCGGUGAUUCUAGGUGCGCUGGACGGUCAGAUCGGCCUGGAGCAGGGCACACUGGCUGCACUCAGUCCACUGGACGACGAGUCCGAGACCUCCGUGCGUCUUCUCUGUAGUCCGCCUCAGUCUGCCCCAGAAUAUGAUCGCAUCAGCCUGGGCGGACACACCGAUAUCGGUACCAUGACAAUCCUGUUCCACGUGGUGGGCGGACUCCAGAUCCUUCCGGAUGGGAAGGAAAAUGUGAUGGAGAACUGGGAGUACGUACGACCUGAGCCGGGCUGUGCGCUGGUGAAUGUGGGCGAUACGCUGGUGGAAUGGACGGGCGAACUGCUGCGUAGCUCGUUGCACCGGGUGAUGACAGCCCCCGGAGAUCAGGCAUUGGUGCAGCGCCAAAGCGUGGCGUACUUAGUUCGGCCUGCCCAGAAGGCAUCUAUGCGACGCAUUCGGGGUGGCAAGAUUCCUCCAUUGUCCGAAGGGGAAGAGGAGGAGAUACGCCCGGUGAAUGAGUGGGCAGGUUGGCGGUCACGGCAGAUUAUGCUGGGCCACUUGAAGCCCCAGAGUCGCGGUGGAAAUGUGGCGGUCAGCGAAUGA
Molecule: messenger RNA, 807 nt
Organism: Aspergillus pseudotamarii
Lineage: Eukaryota; Fungi; Ascomycota; Eurotiomycetes; Eurotiales; Aspergillaceae
Exons: 2
Coding region: 1-807 (268 amino acids)
Molecular function (GO): dioxygenase activity
Source: RefSeq, a predicted model, not a curated record